AUGUUGAACAGAGACUACGAAAUGUUCUCAAUGAAAGAAGAAGAAACUAUUGAUGCAAUGUUUGAAAGAUUCAACAUUAUCAUCACUGGCUUGGAUGCUAUCGGAAUCAGAUAUCCAGAAUCUGUGCUUGUAAGGAGAAUACUGAGAUGUCUCACUAAAGAGUGGGAAACCAAGGCUAUAACAAUAGCUGAGAGUAGUGGUAUUGAUAAAAUGACAUAUGAUGAUUUGAGAGGAAACUUACUUGCUUUUGAAAAUACUUAUUUAAAGAGAGAUACAAAAAAGAAAGGACUUGCUCUCAAAUUAGUCACUAAACCUCUGGAUGAUGAAUCUAGUGAUAAUUUAUCUGACGAUGACUUUGUUUUGUUUGCUAAGAAACUCAGAAAAAUGAUGAAGCUAAAUGAACGGAACAAAGGAGGUAGUUCAAGGAAACCAAAAAGGGACCUAAGCAAGGUGAUCUGCUACAACUGUAAGGAAACUGGACACUUCAAGUCUGAUUGUCUAAAACUGAAGAAGAACGAUAAACCGAAAAAAGAGAAGAGGAAAGGCCUCAUGGCUUCAUGGGAAGACUUGGAAAAUGACACUGAUGAAGACGAAGAAUCAGACACCAAAUCUCAAACUUGUCUCAUGGCUGAUCACAUAGAGCAGGUAGUAUUUCUUGAUCCCUCCACUGAAGACCUUCAUCUUAUGAUUGAUCAUCUUUCUGAAAAGAUUAAAUGUUUCUUAAAUGAAAACCAAGAUCUUGAGUAUCAAAUAGAAAUUCUAAAAGCUGAAAAUGAUUUUCUUAAAGAUAAAUUAAGGAAAGCCGAAACUGAUGUUGAUCUUAUUGAAGAAAACAAGCGGUUAAAAGCUGAGCUUAAGAGCUAUGAAUAUCAUCAUUCUGCGACUACAAAUCUAAAUUAUUUUGAGGAAAAUGAGUGGCUGCAUAAAGAGAUAAAAAGACUUAAAGAGGACUUAGCCAGCUUUUCUCAAAGUUCUGAAAAUUUAAAUCAACUCUUGGCUAGCCAAAAACCUCUUUGUGAUAAAGCUAGUUUGGGUUUUCACAAAUCUGAAAAUUUAUUGAAAAAUCUUCUUUUACCAACUUGGCAUCCACCUCGAAUGACAUAA
Arachis duranensis is the source of this 1104-nucleotide messenger RNA. RefSeq lists its product as uncharacterized. Bases 1 to 1104 code for a protein of 367 amino acids. NCBI's taxonomy places the organism in Eukaryota, Viridiplantae, Streptophyta, Magnoliopsida, Fabales, Fabaceae. The transcript has a single exon. The record is from RefSeq and is a predicted model, not a curated record. Gene Ontology annotation, molecular function: zinc ion binding; nucleic acid binding.